GUAGUUGAGCUCGGAAGACGGAUCCAUUUCAGUCACAGGGGUGUUCGUGCGCACAGCACAUCUCAGAGCAACACUCUGCGCCAUGACCGAGCGGGAUAUCCCAGCUUUCACACUGCUACCGACGACCACCGACCAGAAAGAUUACAAACAUAAUUCUCUGCAAAAACUCUACUGCAGAAAUGGAGGAUACCAUCUCCGGAUCCAACCCAGCGGGACUGUGGACGCGAGUCGACAAGAUAACGACGCUUACACUCUUUUGAAGGUAAAAGCUGUAAAAGCAGGAUUGGUGGCCAUCAGAGGUCAUGAGACUGGACUAUUCCUGGCAAUGGACAAAUGUGGAAGACUUUAUGGCACUGCCAUGUUGAACGAUGAGUGUUACUUCAUUGAGAAGAUAGAGGAGAACCACUACAACACAUAUCGUUCACAGAGGUAUCAGGAGAACGGAGACUGGUACGUGGGGAUCAGAAAGAAUGGGCGGACAAAAAGCGGCUCCAAAACACACAAGGGCCAAAAUGCGAUCUACUUCCUGCCAAUUCCAGUGGAUGGCAGCAUACAGUAAUGUUUUGGCAUGUCGAGGCUCUCAAAACACCCCUGGCACUAUUAAGAAUUAUAAAUUAAAUAAGUAGAUGAGAAGACAAUGCCUAGUUA
Rhinichthys klamathensis goyatoka is the source of this 648-nucleotide messenger RNA. It is a transcript of the gene fgf1b, whose product is annotated as fibroblast growth factor 1b. The record is from RefSeq and is a predicted model, not a curated record. Gene Ontology annotation, biological process: regulation of cell migration; fibroblast growth factor receptor signaling pathway; positive regulation of cell population proliferation. Gene Ontology annotation, cellular component: cytoplasm. The transcript has 3 exons. NCBI's taxonomy places the organism in Eukaryota, Metazoa, Chordata, Actinopteri, Cypriniformes, Leuciscidae. Gene Ontology annotation, molecular function: fibroblast growth factor receptor binding; growth factor activity. Bases 83 to 559 code for a protein of 158 amino acids.